GAGUCGUCAGUUGAUCUUCGGCUUCCACUUUGAAGAGUUUGGCAUGGUGAAGUCUCAGUAGAUUUCGUCACACGAAUUGUCGUCGAACAUACGUAAACACCGAAGCGAUCUCUCUGAAAUACAAUUGAACUUUACCACUUCGUAUAAAGCUUAUUUAUACAAGUAAUAAUAAGAAGUGCUUAGUGAAGCAGCAAGAUGCGUAAAAUAGCCUUGUUAUUUGCGGUAGCCGUAGCGAUGGUGGCUGCAUUCGGCGUCGUGCCGACAGCUGCGAAGAAACAAAAAGAGAACCGCGGUGAGGGCUUGACGGCCACCGGCGAUAACGGCAACGACGUCGGUGAUACCAGAGUAGAGGUGGCCAACGAACACGACAACCAACGGUUUUCGCCGGUGCGCGCGGUGGACGAGUCGUCCGCAGCGGCCACGCCUGAACCGGUGGCGACGGCCAAGACGCCGACCAARCAGUCUUCGAGCAAGCAGCACAACGCUAAGCUGUUGAACAAGUUGGGCAUGAAGAGAGUGCGGACAACCAGUGGCAGCGGCAAUGACAACGGAAUUGCAAAUCAUCACCGGAAACGCUUGGCCAGCCAGUCGAGGAGCAAGUACGCUGCGGACGGCAAAGGCAAUUCGGACUCGCAAAUGUUCAUUGUCAAGUUGCCACCGCAUUCGCACUUUUACGACGACGGGUCGGCCGCCCACCAGAGGCACCAGCAARCGCCCUACAAGAACCUGAACACGGUGCCCGUGGGAUUCGUGUCCAACGGGAAACCGGCCAAGGUUUAYCACUGGAACCUGCCGAUCAUCAAGCACGCGCUCAGCGGCGGCCGUUACAAGGGCGUCAACGACUUGGCCACGAUGCAGCAACAGCAACAGAUGAUGCAUCAACAGAUGCACCACGUGCAGCAGUACGCUCAGGCCGGUGACUUUGAACUUCCGUCGGCGUCCAGUUCCAAAAUCUUGCCACGCCGCACGCUCUACUACAAGCCCCGGGCAGCCGGAAAACCGGUGAAAAAGUCGUUCGUCAACAACGGCAAGCCAAAUGGAUUCUACGUGGUCAGCAGCAAGAACUCGGCCGCGGUCGUACCGCAGUACCACAAGAUCAUCAAGGCGUACUACGGUAGCGGCGACGAUUAAUAAGCAUGUAAUAAUUAAUACGCGCCAGCUGCAGCAACUAUCCCACCCGUCGCCCGAGUCAUCGAUCGCUA
Molecule: messenger RNA, 1202 nt
Organism: Diuraphis noxia (Russian wheat aphid)
Lineage: Eukaryota; Metazoa; Arthropoda; Insecta; Hemiptera; Aphididae
Source: RefSeq, a predicted model, not a curated record